AAGCAUAAUUUGUUAACUGUAUAGUCCGUCCAACAACAUGAGCUGCUUCCUUGUACUACUACUACUUGUGUUGUCGUCGGCAGUAGUACUAGGUUCUUUUUCUCCUACCGCCGCCGCCACAUCAAACACUAACAAUUCUUCUUCCUCCAUAGCCAAACCCAACUGCAGUGAUCAUUGCGGGAACGUAAUGAUCCCAUUUCCCUUUGGUUUAGGAGAAGAAUGUGCUCUAAACUCAAACUUCUCCAUCACUUGUAACACCUCCUAUCAUCCUCCAAAGCCAUUUAUAACAAAUAGCGCCGUGGAGGUUAGGGAUAUAUCACUUGAAGGGCAGUUGAAUGUGAAGAAGGGCAUAGCUCGAAAGUGUUAUACCCGGAUGACGGAUAUACCAGUUUUCGAGCUUAAAUCAGAGCCCACUCCGGCCAAUUUCUACGUCAACCAGACCGCCAACAAAUUCGUUGCUGUCGGCUGCAAUGCUUUCGCUGUUGUAACAGAAAACUAUCUCGACGACGACGACGAUUACGAGGAGAUGGACGAUGUUGGGUCAAACAAAGUAGAAAGUUGUAUUACCUCCUGUGGCGGCAGAAUGAAAGAUGUCAAGAACGGGACAUGCGGCGGAGUUGGGUGUUGCGAAAUCGGAAUUAGUAAUGUGGCGAGGGACGCUCGCGUUUUACUGAACACCACCACGGAUUCCUAUCCCGAUAGUCACUGCAUCUACGCCUUCGUGGUGCAGAAAGAGGAGUUCAACUUUUCCGCCACAAUGCUUGCCCGAAAAUGGGAUGUGAAUAAGCUACCGGUGGUUCUUGACUGGAUCAUCCCGGAUCAGACGUGCAAUGGCACAUGUCAAGGUAAUACCAUAUGUGUUUCCAUCAAUGUUACCGCCAACAGUAAGGAGGGGUAUCGUUGCGGUUGUAAGGAGGGUUAUGAAGGCAAUCCUUAUCUCUCUCCAGGUUGCCAAGAUAUUGAUGAAUGUGUAAAUGGACAGAACAACUGCUCCAUAAACUCUAUUUGCUCAAACAUUGAAGGUAGUUAUGAGUGCCAUUGCAAGGAAGGUUACCAUGGCAAUGGGAAGGGGGAAUCGGGCUGCCAAUUACCUAUGGAUGAUUGCAAAAAUAAUGGGAAAGGGUGCACUUCUUCUUCUAAACGGAUGAUUAUUGAACAUGUUAUUGGUAUUGCUUUGUGCACUGUGCUGUUGAUAAGUGGGUUUUGUCUAUACUUGGGAUAUCGAAGGAGGAAAUCAACACACAUCAGAGAGAAAUUCUUUAGAGAAAAUGGAGGAUUGAUUUUGAAGCAAAAGAUUGCUCAAGGCACUACGUCUUCCGGCACAACAAGAAUUUUCACUAUCCAGGAGCUUAGAAAAGCGACCAACAACUAUGACCAAACUAGAAUCAUUGGUCAAGGAGGUUUUGGGGUUGUUUAUAAAGGACACCUUCAUGAUGGUCGAACCAUAGCCGUUAAGAAACCCAAAAUGUUGGACCCAACCCGAGUCGAGCAGUUCAUCAAUGAGGUUAUUGUGCUUUCCCAAAUCAAUCACAGAAACAUAGUCAAACUCUUUGGUUGUUGUUUAGAAACAGAAGUUCCGUUACUCGUUUAUGAAUUCAUAAACAAUGGAACAUUAUCUGACCAUCUAAAUGACAAAGACAAGGCAUCCACAUUAGUUUGGCCGAUCCGCUUAAGAAUAGCUACUGAAACAGCUGAGGUGCUAUCUUAUUUGCAUUCUGCAGCUUUUCCUCCUAUAAUCCACAGAGAUGUUAAACCCGCAAAUAUUCUCCUGGAUAAUGAGUACAUUGCCAAAGUAUCUGAUUUCGGAGCAUCGAGGUUAGUUCUACAAGACCAAACUCAAUUGAUAACUAUGGUGCAAGGAACAUUUGGUUAUCUCGAUCCAGAAUACAUGCAGACCCACGAAUUAACAGAAAAGAGUGAUGUUUAUAGUUUUGGAGUUGUCCUGAUGGAAUUGUUAACCGGUAGGAGGGCAGUACUUUACGAUGGUCCGGUGGAAGAGAGGAGUCUAUAUGAGCAUUUCAUUUCAUCAUUGAAAAUCAAUCAAUUGUUCAAGAUUCUUGAUGACAACAUUGUUUGUGAGGGAAACACUGAAGAGUUACAAGAGGUUGCCUUACUUGCAAGAAGGUGUUUAAAUGUGAAGGGGGAGGAAAGGCCAACUAUGAAGGAAGUUGCAGUGGAGCUAAGUGGAUUGAGGAGAGCAGCAAAACAUUCAUGGGUUAAUAAUAAUUCAGACACUUCCAUAAAAUCACAUGCUCUAUUUACUGAGCCACUGCCAAUCCCCUCUGGAUAUAUUGAUGCCACUUUUAGUAUAACAACAAGUGAAUAUGAUAGCUUAAAACAUCAUAUGGAGUUACCAAUGACCACUGCAAGAUAAUUGCAACGGUACGCGCAUGGGUAGCUCAAUUGGUCACUAGAAUCAAAUUUAAGAAUAAUGAUUCGGAAUCGAGUCUCACAAGCGACAGUGUAGGAGAAAAUUCUCAAAGUGAAGGGGACACCUUUUUUGUGCAUAGUAAGCAUACCAUGAUUUUCAUUCUCCCAAAUAGUGUCGGGACGUGGGAGACAUUGGCGUUGGGGAUUCAUCUUUUGUGAACAAAUAUAAUGUUUUGUUUCUAUUUUUUCCUUGUGAUAUAAAUUAAAAUAAUAUUGAACUC
This is a messenger RNA of Ipomoea nil (Japanese morning glory), 2651 nucleotides long. Its product is annotated as wall-associated receptor kinase 2-like. The transcript has 4 exons. The record is from RefSeq and is a predicted model, not a curated record. Gene Ontology annotation, biological process: cell surface receptor signaling pathway; protein phosphorylation. Lineage: Eukaryota; Viridiplantae; Streptophyta; Magnoliopsida; Solanales; Convolvulaceae. Gene Ontology annotation, molecular function: calcium ion binding; ATP binding; polysaccharide binding. Gene Ontology annotation, cellular component: plasma membrane. The coding region runs from base 38 to 2374 and encodes 778 amino acids.